This is a messenger RNA of Vidua chalybeata, 971 nucleotides long. RefSeq lists its product as uncharacterized. Lineage: Eukaryota; Metazoa; Chordata; Aves; Passeriformes; Viduidae. Bases 27 to 968 code for a protein of 313 amino acids. The record is from RefSeq and is a predicted model, not a curated record. The transcript is spliced from 2 exons.
CCCAGAUUUGGGGAGCAGGUGCCCAGAUGUGGCUGCAGGUGCCCAGGUAUGUGGCUGCCGGUGCCCAGGUGUGGAGGACAGGUGCUCAAAUUUGGCAUACAGGCGCCCAGAUGUGGCUGCAGGUGUCCAGGUGUGUGGUGCAGGUGCCCAGAUUUGGUGUACAGGUGCCCAAAUGUGGGGUGCAGGUGCCCAGAUUUGGGGUGCAGGUGUCCAGGUGUGGCUGCAGGUGCCCAGAUUUGGGGUGCAGGUGCCCAGGUGUGGCUGCAGGUGCCCAGAUUUGGGGUGCAGGUGCCCAGGUGUGGCUGCAGGUGUCCAGGUGUGUGGUACAGGUGCCCAAAUUUGGGGUGCAGGUGCCCAGGUGUGGCUGCAGGUGCUCAGGUGUGGAGAACAGGUGCCCAGAUUUGGUGUGUGCAGGUGCCCAGGUGUGGCUGCAGGUGUUCAGGUGUUGGGUACAGGUGCCCAGAUUCGGUGUACAGGUGCCCAAGUGUGGCAUACAGGUGCCCAGAUUCGGGGUACAGGUUCGCAGGUGUGGGUACAGGUGCCCAGGUGUGGCUGCAGGUGCCCAGAUUUGGGGUGCAGGUGCCCAGAUUUGGGGUGCAGGUGCCCAGGUGUGGCUGCAGGUGCCCAGAUUUGGGGUGCAGGUGCCCAGGUGUGGCUGCAGGUGCCCAGGUGUGGCUGCAGGUGCCCAGGUGUGUGGUACAGGUGCCCAGGUGUGGCUGCAGAUGCUCAGGUGUGGUACAGGUGCCCAGAUUUGGGGUGCAGGUGCCCAGGUGUGGCUGCAGGUGCCCAGAUUUGGGGUGCAGGUGCCCAGGUGUGGCUGCAGGUGCCCAGGUGUGGCUGCAGCUGUCGGCUGCAGGGGGUUGGUUGCAGGUGCCACCUGGGGAGCUCCGGGCUGGUGCCAGCAGCCGCCCCGGGGUGCCCCCGCACAGGGUGACACCUGUGACCCAGGUGGUCACCGGGGCAGGUGACAG